AUGUCUUCAACUGUUGGUACGUACGAUGCCGCACCUGCGCUUUGCGGUGACUGUGAUGAAUUUAUAGUGCGUGGGGUAGGUUAUUCACUUCUCCAGCCGUUAAGAUUGGCCAGCUAUCCUCAGGCAUCGUUAAGAUUCACCGAGAUUAUUUGGAGUGCAAUUAAGAGGAUGGGUUUGCGCGGAAGCUCUUCAAUCUCCCAGAAUUUUGACCAGCUAUUAACCAGCCAAAUUUAG
Arctia plantaginis is the source of this 234-nucleotide messenger RNA. The record is from the annotation of a GenBank genome assembly. NCBI's taxonomy places the organism in Eukaryota, Metazoa, Arthropoda, Insecta, Lepidoptera, Erebidae.